Molecule: messenger RNA, 1596 nt
Organism: Colletotrichum phormii
Lineage: Eukaryota; Fungi; Ascomycota; Sordariomycetes; Glomerellales; Glomerellaceae
Exons: 1
Coding region: 1-1596 (531 amino acids)
Biological process (GO): fatty acid biosynthetic process; secondary metabolite biosynthetic process
Molecular function (GO): fatty acid synthase activity; oxidoreductase activity
Source: RefSeq, a predicted model, not a curated record
AUGGUAGAUGACGCGAACUACUCCUUCAGUGUCAUGACUUCAACUGCGGUUGCACCACCGGCGUUCCCAUCUGAAGUCUUCCUGCUCAACUCAGUCGAGUCAGUCUCUGUUGACUGGGUACAUGACUUGGAGUGUCAGAUUCAGUCCAAAACCGGCGUCAGUUGCAAAGCCACAGACCGGCGGUCAGUUGAUGCUACCGACAAAGUCUGCAUUAUGCUUGAAGAAGCAGUCACCCCCCUCCUGAGUCGACUGAGUCGGGAUGACUUCACUCGUGUUCAGCGGCUCUUGACAACUGCUAGGGGUGUACUGUGGGUGGCACGAGGUAGCCUUAUCGACGGCGCUGAUCCUGACAUGGCGCUGCACUCUGGACUACUUCGCACCCUCAGGAUGGAGGAUGCGGGGCGCCGAUACAUCUCCCUCGAUCUCGAGAGCACUGAGCCGUAUUGGUCCGCCAAGAACGCGGAGCUGAUCGGGGAUGUCUUCAGAGCUUCUUUUGACUUUUCCCUCAACUCAAACGUGAUCGAUUGCGAGUACGCGGUGAAAGACUCCACCCUUCACAUGACGCGUAUCUACAACGACGAAUCGGAAAACAUUGCUUUGGCGCCCGAGUCUGCUGAGAAAGUGCCUGAAAUCAGACCGUUUGGUACCCGGGGUGAAGGCUUGAACCUUCAAAUGGAAGUCGGGACGCCUGGUCUUCUAGAAUCCUUACGCUUUAGGGAAGUCGACCUUCAAGACUUAGAUGAGGAUCAGAUUGAGAUCGAGCCUCGCGCAUUCGGUCUCAAUUUCAGGGAUGUUCUCGUGGCACUGGGUCAACUCGACGAAACCAUUAUGGGCUAUGAGUGCAGCGGCAUUGUCACUAGACUGGGCCCGGAUGCAGAGAAGAACAGCGGGUUGAAGGUUGACGACCGAGUUUGUGCCAUCUUACGCGGACAUUGGGCGUCAAGAGUCUUGAUCAACUGGCCUUGUGCUGUUCGUGUCCCAGAUAGCAUGUCGUUCGAGGAGGCUGCGACAAUCCCUAUGGUUUCUGCCACCGCAUACCAUGGCCUCUUCGAUAUCGGCCGACUUUCGAAGGGCGAAUCUGUUCUUAUCCAUGCGGCAACAGGAGGUGUCGGCCAGGCUGCUGUGAUGCUCGCCAAGCAACAAGGUGCCCGAAUUUUCGCCACCGUUGGCACCGAAGCCAAACGAGACUUCGUCAUGAAGGAGUAUGGCAUUCCGAAAGACCAAAUCUUCUCCAGUAGAGACUCAUCUUUUAGCCCUGCUCUAAUGGCUGCCACUGGUGGCAAAGGCGUUGACGUUGUGCUCAACUCUCUUGCCGGGCCGUUGCUCAAAGAGACUUGGGCGUGCAUGGCGAGGUUUGGACGAUUUGUCGAGAUUGGUAAGAGAGACAUCGAGGCAGCCAAGAAUUUGGACAUGAGUCCCCUCCGCCGUGCAGUAACAUUUGCGGCAGUCGAUUUGUUCCAACUUGGCAAGUUCAGGGGUCACGUUGUCCAAGACGUUCUUCGGAGUGUCAUGGAGAUGUUCAGCCGAGGGGACCUACGCGUGGUUUCUCCCAUGACCACAUUUCUAUAUCUGAGGUUGACCAAGCUUUCCGGUUAA